Molecule: messenger RNA, 390 nt
Organism: Ilex paraguariensis (yerba mate)
Lineage: Eukaryota; Viridiplantae; Streptophyta; Magnoliopsida; Aquifoliales; Aquifoliaceae
Source: the annotation of a GenBank genome assembly
AUGACGGACAAUGAAUCAGGCAACAGCUCCGGAUGGAGUAGAGAGCAGGAUAAGGCAUUUGAGAUUGCCCUGGCAACUUAUUCUGAGGAUUCUUUAGAUCGGUGGGACAAAAUUGCAGAAGAUGUUCCAGGGAAAUCUUUAGAAGAGAUUAAAGACCACUACGAGCUAUUAGUUGAUGACAUUAACCGGAUUGAGUCGGGCUGUGUGCCUCUACCUUCCUAUGAUACUUCUUCAGAUGAUUCAACGAGUCGCGCAGUUGAUGAAGGAAGUGGUAAGAAGAGUGGCAAUUUUGGGCACUUAAACAGUGAUGCUAAUCAUGGAGGUAAGGCCUCAAGGUCAGAUCAGGAGCGCCGCAAGGGUAUCGCCUGGACAGAGGAUGAGCACAGGUGA